CUUUGACAGAGGCCGCGGGCCCAGCGCGCACAGAACUCCAUUGCCCGCCGGUCCCCGCGGCCCAAGCCAUUGCCUCUUCCUGUUUGGGUGACUAAUAGUCCGGCGGCCGCGAAUUGCCAGGGUUUGGAAAAGGGUCUACGCCUUCCCGUCCAGUUGGCCUGCUCAGAUGAAACUUAUUUCCCAAAUUCUAAUGAUUAAUUGGAAUUAAACAAUACCAGGGCGUCCCUAGUGCUUAGAAUCUGAGAAAAAUGGCAAAUAUGGAUAAUGAUUCUAGACAUCUUCUCAACUCUGAAGUAAAUCAUGAAAUAAAUCCUGGACCUAUGAAUAUCCAGUUUGAGUCAUCAGAUCUAAGAUCUAAAAGGCCUUUCUAUAUAGAGCCCACAAACAUCGUCAACGUGAAUGAUGUCAUUCAGAGGGUUAGUGACCAUGCCUCUGCUAUGAACAAGAGGAUUCAUUACUACAGCCGGCUCACCACUCCUGCAGACAAGGCCCUGAUUGCUCCAGACCAUGUAGUUCCAGCUCCUGAGGAAUGCUAUGUUUAUAGUCCAUUGGGUUCUGCAUAUAAACUUCAAAGCUGCACUGAAGGAUAUGGUAAAAACACCAGUUUAGUAACCAUUUUUAUGAUUUGGAAUACCAUGAUGGGAACAUCUAUACUAAGUAUUCCUUGGGGCAUAAAACAGGCUGGAUUUACCACUGGAAUGUGCGUCAUCAUACUGAUGGGCCUUUUAACACUUUAUUGCUGCUACAGAGUGGUGAAAUCACGAACCAUGAUAUCUUCAUUGGAUACCACUACCUGGGAAUAUCCAGAUGUCUGCAGAUAUUAUUUUGGUUCCUUUGGGCAGUGGUCAAGUCUCCUUUUCUCCUUGGUGUCUCUCAUUGGAGCAAUGAUAGUUUAUUGGGUGCUUAUGUCUAAUUUUCUUUUUAAUACUGGAAAAUUUAUUUUUAAUUUUAUUCAUCACAUUAAUGACACAGACACUACACUGAGAACCAAUAAUAGCAACCCUGUGAUUUGUCCAAAUGCUGGGAGUGGUGACCAUCCUGACAAUGGCUCUAUGAUUUUCCGUGCCAAUGACACAGAAGUCCAACAGUUUGAAAAGUGGUGGAAUAAGUCCAAGACCGUGCCGUUUUACCUCAUAGGGCUUCUCCUGCCACUGCUCAAUUUUAAAUCUCCUUCAUUUUUUUCAAAAUUUAAUAUCCUAGGCACAGUAUCUGUUCUCUAUUUGAUUUUUCUUGUUACCUUGAAAGCUAUUCGCUUGGGAUUUCAUUUGGAAUUUCACUGGUUUAUGCCAACAGAAUUUUUUGUACCAGAGAUAAGAUAUCAGUUCCCACAGCUGACUGGAGUGCUUACUCUUGCUUUCUUUAUUCAUAAUUGUAUUAUCACACUCUUGAAAAAUAACAAGAACCAGGAAAACAAUGUGAGGGACUUGUGCAUUGCUUACAUGCUGGUGACAUUAACUUAUCUCUAUAUUGGAGUCCUGGUUUUUGCUUCAUUUCCUUCACCACCAUUAUCCAAAGAUUGUAUUGAGCAGAAUUUUUUAGACAACUUCCCUAGCAGUGACACCCUGUCCUUCAUUGCAAGGAUAUUCCUGCUGUUCCAGAUGAUGACUGUGUACCCGCUCUUAGGCUACUUGGCUCGAGUCCAGCUAUUGGGCCAUAUCUUCGGUGACAUUUAUCCUAGCAUUUUCCACGUGCUGAUUCUUAAUCUAAUUAUUGUGGGAGCUGGAGUGAUCAUGGCCUGUUUCUACCCAAACAUAGGAGGGAUCAUAAGAUAUUCAGGAGCAGCUUGCGGUCUGGCCUUUGUAUUCAUAUAUCCAUCUCUCAUCUAUAUAAUUUCUCUCCACCAAGAAGAGCGUCUGACAUGGCCUAAAUUAAUUUUUCAUAUUUUCAUCAUCAUUUUGGGUCUGGCUAACCUAAUUGUGCAGUUUUUUAUGUGAAAACUGUUUUCUUAAGAUCUUUCAUGGUAUUUUGAGUCUUGACAAUAGUUCUACAUAAACUUACUUGUAAAUGCUGUUGCUGCUGUAAUUCUAAAUGUUUUUUCUAAAAUAAUUUGAAAGCAAAGGUCUAUUACUAAGUAUUUUUUUAUUAGAGUGGGAAAAGGAUCAAUAAGAAUUAAUAGUCUCUUUACCUUUAUCAUAUUCACUUACCUCUUCAUUCUCAUUUGUCUUUUUUAAGUAGAUAUAUAGGAAAAAAAUCAUAGAGUGUCCUGCUUAGAAAUAUAAGGUAGGUGGACUUAUUUUAGCUAUAAUAAGGAUUCUCAGGGUUUCACAGCAUUUGCUAGCAUAUUACUAGAUCCUGUUUCUGCUUUAUGUUUCCAUGUACUCAAUUUCAUUUUCGUUUUCUAGAGUAUGUCUAUAGGCUUAAACUUCUACCACUUGGGACUGUAAACCAAAUACCUCAUUUUUUUAAAAAAUGCUUCCGUGGCAUCAGUGUUAAUAGAAUGAAUUCUUAACUGAAUCUUUGAUCUCUGUUUGAAGGGCAAAAAUUUAAAACAGUGUUAGUAUGGGCUUCAUAAUCAGAAAAUUAUGCAAAAUGAAUUAGAAGAGUUUGUUGCUGUCUGACUCCUCCUUUAUUUCUAAUCCAGUUUCAGUUUUGUAGGCUGAAAUUAUAGUUGCCCAAACCAAGUUUUGCAUUGGAACAAGAAUGAUUGUCCCCAUAGACUCAGGGGCCCCUUCUGCUUUCUGGAUCCCUGAAUUGCAGAGGCUGUCAUGACAGGCUCAAUGGGGAAAGCAUGGGCAGAGAGAGGCAUAUGAGGCCCUGCAGGAGAGAAAAGGUAAUGGAGAAGAGGCCUGGGGAGGUAAGGCUCUGCCCAGCAUAUCUUGACUCCUCUGGGAGUGAGAGUUGUUUCUCUACCACAGAGAAGGAUUCAUUCUGUUUAAACAUGACUUCCAAAAGGAGACCCCCAUCUGCUUGCUUCUGCAAUUGGCCAGGCAGAGUUCAAUCCCCAUAAGAAAAACUUACAUCCAAAAAAAAGAUUAAGAAAUCUGGAUUCUUAGAAUUAAGAAUCUUUUUUCUCUGAUUUUAGGCUAAAGUUCAUAAAUGUGUUGAUAAAGAUUUCACAUUCCAGGAUAAUGUGUAAAUUUGUAUUAUUUCCUUCCGUGCAAAAUAUGGGUAAAAUCAUAUUGUAUGCCUAGUAAGGAGCUCCAUAUUUAAAACCAGCCUUAAUUUCUUUCAGCAAAGUUUUCCAUUCUAUUCAUUGACCCAUAUGUCUAUAUUAAUGAUAAUUUAUAAUUCCUGAAGCUUUUUUAAAAGUCUCAUUAUGAAAAUUCUCAAACACACACAAAAAUAGAAUAAUAUGGUACACACCUACACAUCCAUACCCAGAGUUUAGUAAUUGCAAGGCUUAGCUGCUUUUGUUUCACCUAUCCUUUUUGUUCUUUUCUACUGAAAUAUUUUUAUAGUCAAUCUCAGACAUUAUGUCAUUUCAUUUCUACAUACCCUAACAUAUGCAGCUAAUAGCCUUUUAAACUUAGUUACAUUUAUUAUGGAGAUAGUCUCAAAGUUUUUGGUAGCAGAAACUGCUGGUAAAAACUAGGUCAAUUGGAAAAUUCUGUAUUAGAUGUCUCAAUUCCUGUGUUAACCUCUCCAAGUAUAAGGAAUGAAGAAAUGAUUCUGUGCUUGAGAGCCUCUGGAUCUAUACGACUUAUUCAGUUAAGAGAUAUAAGAUGCAACUACACUAGAGAGAUCUUCUAGGCUCAAUCCCUAUUUAUUCCUAAUUACUUCCCUUCUCUUUAUGAACUUUAGAGAUAAAGUUUCCAUUGCCUCUUUUCGAAAAUGUACUUGAAUGCUUUAACACAUGCAAAAAUGAUUUGAUGUGUUUUGCCCAUUUAAUGGACAAAGGAAAUAUGACAAUGAAUGUGUUAUUUUGUCAGCUGUUAGAAUUUCUAAAAUCCUGUUAGAUAUAUGCUUAAUGGCAUAAGAGAUUAUCUCCUUUGGCCUGUUAUUGGCAUGGUUAAACACUUUGUAUUUGAAUGUAUGUGUCCUGACUCACACAUUAGCAUAACAAGAUAUGAACUCUUUAGGAUCACAUGACAAUUAAUUUGAGAUUUUCCUCUACUGUUUUAUCUUUUUGAAUUUUCUAAUUAAGUUUUUUUUUUUUUUUUACUUUUUGCUCUGAUGAGGUUAACUUUAGCUGCUUUGAAGGUAGCUUUUUUAAUAUACAACUGAAGGACACUAUAAAAUUUAAAAUGGUUUCUUUAGAGAGGUCUUCCUUAGAAAUGCUGUGGAAGAAUAUGUGGCAUAUGCCAAUACUAAAUUAGAAAGGACAAAGAAAAUGUAACUAAGUUUGAUACCUGUGGAGGAUCAUCUGAGAUCAAUUUCAUGAGCAAAUCCAAAAACUCAUGGGAGUACAAAAUAAAUUUAUCCAAAAAAGGAGACUAUAUUAUAUGGAAAUGCUUUAUAUACAUUAAGUAUAUUUUGUAAAUACUAUGUAAAGUCUAGUAGUACACUUUUUUGUUUCUCUUUGGAGUUCACUGGUAGAAUUUUUUGUGUUUUGAUAUACUCAUUUCCAUAAAUAUUGAAUAAACUACAAUGUUCUGUGCUUUGGAGGAGACAGAGGUGAAUAAGACAUCAUUCAUGUUCUAAAGGAACUUUCAGUCUAGUAAAGGACCUGUGUUCACAACAAUGAAUGUUGCAAGACAGUUCAUGCUGAGCACCUUUGGUGGGCAUCCUAGGGUGGGCUGGUAAAGCAAGCUGAAUUAUGAAGCAACAGGGCCCAUUGUCAGGCUCCUCCUAAUAACUGCCAAAAAUUUAAUUUUUUUAAUAUUAUUUUUUAGGUGUAGAUAGACACACACACCACUUUAUUUUUAUGUGGUGCUGAGGAUCAAACCCGGGUCCCACCCAUGCUUAGGCGAGUGCUCUACCGCUGAGCCACAAUCCCAGCCCCCAAAAUUUUAAAUAUUUGAUGUUUGCCAGCAAAUGGAAUCAUAUGUUAAGUAUAUUUGCUUUCACUUGGGUAAAUUUCCUCUAAGUCAAGUUUUACAAGAUGUGUUUAACUGCUUCUUAAUGCUGUUACUCUUUGCGUUCUUAGCACAAUCUGUUAUUCACUUCUGUGAGUCAUGCACAGCAAAGCCAAUUGAUUUAUAGGGGAAAUAAUUAGAAACAUAUUGGGUGGUACAAACAAAAACAUUCUAUAUAAUUUUCUGUCAGGCUGGGCAUGUAACUCAGUGGUAGAGCAGUUAUGUACCACGUGUGAGGCCCUGGGUUCGAUUCCCAACACACACACACUUUUCUCCAGAAAUUUCACAUGUUUAAAUGUCAAUAUUCAUAAUCUCAAAUGUUUGAGCCAUUGAUAACAGCAGGAAAUAUUGAUGCUAUAUAUUUUCUUUACAAAUCACUGACCUGUUGCUUUUUAGAAUCUGGUAGUUGUUUUGUUUUUGGUUUCGUUUUGUGCUUUGGGGAAUAGAUCAAACCCAGGGCCUUGCACAUGCUAGCCAACAGUCUACCACUGAGCCAUGUCCCCAGACUUUGUUUUUUUCUCAGAUUCAUCCCAAUUGGAAUGUCCAAAACCAAAUUCAAAUAUAGUUGAUACUUAAACAGUAGAAUGUGACAUUAGUUUGUAAUCCAAAAUAAAAUUAAUCCUCUUAAUGCACACAAACUGACCUGACUGGUCCCAGUUUUAUACUUAACUGCCAUUUCACUUCAGAUUAUGUAAACACAUAUUGCAAAACAGCGCUGAUGGGAACCUCCUAACCUAAAUAGUAUUCUCUGAAAUGUAAUUCGUUUUUUCAUAGGAAAGUAGAAAUUAAAUCAGUUUAUUUGAAAGAAAAAUAUUUCUGGGAUUUUGUUUACUUAAUUUUUGCUGGGAAAUGCUAUUGUCUCCUUGCUUUGGCCCCAGGACAGGAAAACCUUAGGUUCCAUCUUUUGCAGGGUCAGACUUCUAAAUGACUAUGACACUGCAGAUAUGCUUGGUCCUGUUUCUAGCAAAAUGUUGGUGUCAUCAUUUUCCAGAGUCCCUUAAGUCAAAAAAGGCCUCUAAAUUUCUGACUUCCCUAAGUAAAAUUACUUUUUUUCCCCAACAUAAUUUUUAUUGAUUUCCAAGUUCUUCUGAAAAGGUAAAAUAAGGCUAUGUCUUUUUAAAAGAUUGGAAACUUUUCCAUUCUCUUUAUUGACCUCAGACCAUAUAGUACAGGUCUGGGACAGGGAUGAAAAGGCAUUCACUCUCCAGAUUUUUCUUCCUUUGGUUCUCUGUCAAUACCAAGUAAUCUAGGCACUCAGUUUACACUUGUUUAAUUAACUAUACAGGAUUCUUCUUUAGUAGAAAAUGAUGUUAAUUGCUAUCAUCUAGGAUUUUAUUCCAUACAUCUUCCCCUCCAAAAAUAUUGGGUCAGUCACAUUCAAAGUUAGUCACUCAGUUAAUAUUUGAAUACUAACUGCAUGCCAGAUCUUGUACUAAACACUGAGCUUACAGUGAGGAACAAGCCAGACGUGACCCUCACAGUUUGUCAUCCUUUGCAACUGGGUCGACUGUCUUCCUUAGGUAUCACUUCCCACCUCCCUGUCUGUUGAGUGCCGUGAUUGAGCCACAUCAUACACAUUUUUAAAAGAUGUAUAUAGGAUAGUGCUGCUCACUUGGUAAAGUGAGCCAUGUUUACCAGCAUAGUAUUUUUUCAAAUCCAAGGUUAAUUAUAAUCACAUUAAAAUUAGGUGGACAAAAACUGGAAGGUGCCACAGAUGAAUAGGUGACUUUUGAGGUGAUGGAUUCUAGGUGAAUCAUUUUUGUUCUUGCUUUGACAUUUGCCUAGCAAAUUUUUCUAAAAAGAUUUCUGGGAUAAAUCAUGGCACAGAAAUCUUGUGGAAGUAUAUCAGCACUCAACCAUGAGGUAGAAAACCUUCAAAUGGAUUACAGACAGCUUUGAUUACAGGGGCAGAUUCAGGUUUUAUGGGGCCCAAAGUUUAUAUAAUUUGGAGUUACCUCUUUAAAGAAAAACGUAUAAAAUUAGGAGCCUCAAAUUAGGAAGGAGCCCAUAGACGUGAGGAACUCUAGCUUUAGCUUUUUUAGCAUUAAAAUAAAUCACACACAAACCAUUCUAGGGAGAAGGGAAAUGUUUGAAAGCUGAAGAAGGAGAAAUCCGGAAAUGUUUCAGACUCCCUAUUCAAUGUGUCAAACUUUACAUUUCUCUGCCACCUUUAAGAACUGUAUCUUUGCCGACUACAUUGGUGCAUGCCUGUAAUCCCAGUGACUCUGGAGGCUGAGGUAGGAGGAUCGAAAGUUCAAAGCCAGCCUCAGUAACUUAGUGAGAACCCUAAGCAACUUAGUGAGACCCUGUCAUAAAAUUAAAAAAAAAAAAAAUUGGCUAGAGAUGUGGCUCAGAGUUAAGUGCCCCUGGGUUCGAUCCCUGGUACCAGGGACAUUUUUUUUUUUUUCCCAGAUUGGAGAGUUUUUACCUGGCAAUGGGUUUUGCAAGCUAUUAAUAUUUUGUUGUUGCUGUUGUUGUUGUUUUAAUUAAUCUCUACAGAGAUAACAAAAAUUCAAAGAAUGCUGUUUAAUUUUCAAAUAGUAGUCUUUGUCUACCUUAGGGAUGAGUAAUGUUUUAAGGGCCAUUGAUAAAGAAAACAAGUUACCUACAGCAGAAUUAAAGUAAGGCAACAUUUAUUGAUUUAUAUUCCACCUUGUUCCUGAAAGAAAAUAUUUUUAUUCUCUUAAAGAAAAUCAACUUUAAAGGACUAACUUGAAGACUUUUUAGAAAGCAUUAGAAAUUUAUGAUAUUCCUUGAAGAGAGAAAACGAAAAUUUGAUUCAAAUAAAUAAUUACUCCUCAAUGCCAUAUCAUUUAUAAUCCUGUACUGUAGAUAAAAGCCAAUAUUUAAUGCACAAAACUUUCACUAAUUAUCCUAGAUUUGGAAGUGCAAAGAUAAAAUCAGAAUAAGUACCAGAUUUCUCUUUAUUUAAUUGAAACUAUAGCCCUUCCCUGUAAAAUCUUUUUAAUGCCUCAGUAGAAAAACAGGCAAGGGCCUUUGUAACAGAAAACUGCAAAUGAACAUGAGGAGAAAAAAGUUUAGCAACAAAUGACUUCUAGACAGAUUUAUUUGCAACACACAAUCGCAGAAACGUUAUGCCAACUGAAAGAAGCCAACUGCAAAAUAACUACACUUUGUAUGUUUCCAUUGAUAUGAAAUCUCUAUAAAGGGCAAAUUAUAGGGAAAAAAAAAA
Molecule: messenger RNA, 8148 nt
Organism: Ictidomys tridecemlineatus (thirteen-lined ground squirrel)
Lineage: Eukaryota; Metazoa; Chordata; Mammalia; Rodentia; Sciuridae
Gene: Slc38a9
Product: solute carrier family 38 member 9
Biological process (GO): amino acid transmembrane transport
Cellular component (GO): lysosomal membrane
Molecular function (GO): L-amino acid transmembrane transporter activity
Source: RefSeq, a predicted model, not a curated record